Sphaeramia orbicularis (orbiculate cardinalfish) is the source of this 1600-nucleotide messenger RNA. RefSeq names its product dnaJ homolog subfamily C member 25-like. The record is from RefSeq and is a predicted model, not a curated record. Gene Ontology annotation, cellular component: endoplasmic reticulum membrane. Gene Ontology annotation, biological process: protein folding. NCBI's taxonomy places the organism in Eukaryota, Metazoa, Chordata, Actinopteri, Kurtiformes, Apogonidae.
CUCCUUCGGUGACGUGUUGACGGUGCGACAGGACGGACCGGGCUCCGGAGAUGGCAGCAUCCACGGAGCGGAGCGGCGGCUCGGACCGGACCGGGGGGCCCCUCCGGCGGCCGGCGGCGCUGCUGCUGGUCCCGGUUCUGGUCCUGGUGUCCCUGCCCGCGGCCUCGGCCCUGGUGGAGGGUCUGUACUGCGGAACCGAGGUCUGCUACGACGUGCUCGGCGUCACCCGGGAGGCCGCCAAGGCGGACAUAGCCCGGGCGUACCGGCAGCUGGCCCGCCGGUACCACCCGGACCGGUUCAGGCCCGGAGAGCCGGGGAUGGAGGCGGAGACCCCCGAGUCGGCGCAGCGGAAGUUCCUGCUGAUAGCCACCGCCUACGAGACCCUGAAGGACGAGGACACGCGUCGAGACUACGACUACAUGUUGGACCACCCAGAGGAGUACUACCAACACUACUACGCCUACUACCGCCGCCAGCUGACCCCCAAGGUGGACGUCAGGGUGGUCAUCCUGGUCACCAUCUGCGCCAUCUCCAUCUUCCAGUACUACAGUUGGCACAGCAGUUAUAAUGAGGCCAUCAACUACCUGGUGACCGUCCCUAAAUACCGGAUCCAGGCCACAGAGAUCGCCCGGCAGCAGGGCCUCCUGAACCGGACCAAGGAGAAGGGCAAGAACCGGCGCUCCAAGGAGGAGAUCCGGGAGCAGGAGGAGGAGGUGAUCCGAGACAUCAUCAAGAACAAGAUCGACAUAAAGGGGGGGUACCAGAAGCCCAACCUGUCGGACCUGCUGCUGUGUCAGAUCGUCCUCUGUCCGUACUACGUCACCACCUACGUGGCCUGGUCCGUGUCCUGGUUCUACCGCUUCACCGUCCGACGAGACCACUACGGAGACCAGGAGAAGCUCUACCUCAUCAGGAGGAACAUGAGGAUGUCUCAGUCUCAGUUCGACAGUUUGGACGAAAACACCCGAGAAACGUUUCUGAAGAAGCAGCUGUGGAUCAAAGAAAAAUAUGAGAUUUACCGGCAGGAGCAGGAGGAGGAGAUGAAGGUGAAGAUGGCCACCGACCCCCGGAUGAAGCGUUACCGGCGCUGGAUGAAGAACGAGGGUCCGGGGCGCCUCACCUUCAUUGACGACUGACCGACGCCCACGCCGACGUCGGACCCCGCAGCAGCUGCCUCAGCAGCGCCGCCCACGGACACCGCCAUGUACAGACACAAGCUCCGCCUCUUUCUAUAGUCAGAGAUAUUUUCGUAAAUGGAGGCGGGGCCGGCUGGUUUUCUAUGACUGGGUUUCUUCAUUUUUUUAACCAUCGGACGCCGUUCGAUGGGCGUGUCCUUGGGGUGUCGGACACCGCCCGCUGCGUUGGAGGGUCCGUUUAAGGCCGGAAAUGUCAAACCAGUGAAGAGUCUGUGUAUUUAUGUUGAAUCUGAACAAACCUGGACGCAAACGCAGAAGUCUAAACCAAUAAACCCACGUUUUUGAUCCGUGUUCAGUUUUACGGACGUUCGUUCAAUAAAACUCUAUUUUUGUGGCGUUCCACAGAAGCUUCAGAUCCAUGAACGUGUUUUUGAACAGUUGUACAAAUAAAAAUAUGAAACUGA